Messenger RNA from Bipolaris sorokiniana ND90Pr, 3930 nucleotides. RefSeq lists its product as uncharacterized. Bases 112 to 3627 code for a protein of 1171 amino acids. Lineage: Eukaryota; Fungi; Ascomycota; Dothideomycetes; Pleosporales; Pleosporaceae. The record is from RefSeq and is a predicted model, not a curated record. The transcript has a single exon.
AAACACUUACCUAUACUCGUUACCACGACUACUCCUCCUUCCUCUCUCUCCUCCACUCCCUCUCCUCCACAGCCUCCCGAAUGUGUGCCCCCACAGACACGCUUGACACCCAUGGCUGCCCUAGACAACCCGCGCGCCGCUGAUCUCGUGCGGACAGCCUCGCAAACAUCAACAGUCUCCAGCCCAAGGAACCGCAGUCUGCAGCGCGUCCGCCCCUCCAAGCGCCCCUCCAAUGCUUCUCUCAGCCGCAGCCGCAGCAGAGGCCCAGAGCCCGAAGUCGACACAAAGAGCCUCACUUCGUUCCCCUCACUGUCGCCCAGCCCAGACGCCUCCCCGGCACACGCCCGUCUCAACGCCUGGUUUCGAUCCACGCCCGCCCCCGACGAUGACCUCAAGGACCUACCCAAUGGGCCGCCCGCACUGCCCGACGCCCUCAAGGCAGUCGCCUCGCCCGACUUUAACAAAACCGUCACACCAACCUCGACGGUGAGAAGGGUCACCAAGUCGACACAGGAGAUUGUCGGCAGCCUCGUCGCCGCCUCAUCCUCGACCAAGGACCGAUCCGCCCUCUUCGACGACACUCCAACAGAGACUGCAAACGUCCCAGGCAACCUACAUUUUGCCACCGAUGAAAACAUACAAGAUGCCUUGCGCCACACGGGCCCCGUCGCCUUGGUCAAGCAGCUCGCAGGCGACCUCGCCCAGCGCGACGCCCAAAUUACUGCCCUGCGAAGACGAGCUGAGGAGCGCGAGCGCAUGCUGAGGAAAAUGCUGCAAGAGUGCGAAGUCUCCAACAUGGACAUUGAAAACAGGCUUCGGGAGCUCGACAAGACUAGGGACAACGGCAACAGUCUCACCAAGACGAGGACAAGGGGCGACAGUGCAUCCGCCGGACUGCAUCCCGACGAUCCCAUGGAGGAUAGGCUUGCAAGGGCCAUGGAAGACGAACUGGCUGAGCACCCAGAUGCGCUCGGCAUAGAUAUGGGCACUGCAGCAACGCCCCUGGCAGAUGUCAUGUCGCUCAACUCGGUCGCGUCAGACGCCCAGCGCGAUGGUCCAAAGUCAAAUUGGAAGGGCUAUCUCUGGGCAGGAACAAGCAGGAAGAGUAGCAGGGCACCAUCCGUCGCCAGCCAUAUUGACCGGGAUAUCGGCGGUUUAUCAGUUGGACCACGAUCGCGUGCAAACAGUAAUGCAAAGCCGCCUCGCAAGCCUCUCGCAAACGAUACCUUUGUACCACCCUCCGCUGCCGGCGCAGCACCCGCCCUACGCAGACUCAACAGCCAAGAUCGUGCCGGAGAUGCGUCGGCGCGUAGGUCCUCGUCAUCCUCACUAGCGAGUUGGGCGUUGAAAAUGGUGGCGGGCAAUAGCUCCGCAAGUCCUAGUAAAACAAGCUCAGCACGAGGGCGCAAAACUACCGCUUCCGAUGCUGCAGACCGAGCGCCCUCUAUGGACUCGACAAAAACUGCCCAAUCUGCAAAGUCCUCUCUAACAAGCACGCAGAAACGAGGUCGUGCAUUGGGCCCGAAUGGGACUAUUAAGAGCAUCACUGGAGAUCAGCCCAAGGCCGUGUCCAGUAGCCUUGCCCCAUCCCAGCCAACCCGUGGAUUGAGUAAUCUCGGUCCUGUGGAAAUGGACCGCAUUUUACCCGAAGACUCACGUCCACCAACACUUGUGCAGCAACAUAACCGAUUUAUCGGGAGUAGCGAGUACUUGACUGAUAGAUUUGGCUUCAUCUACGACCAGCGCCGAAAGAAGAGACAGAGCGAAGCUGCUGCUACGCUGAUCAAGCAAAAACGGAGCAGCAAUGUCGAGUCACUCAACGACAGCAGAACUGCACUCAAUAGUCUCGCAAAAGCAGACGACGCCGACCAUGUCGACGGUCCUCCAGUUGCAGGCGAUCAGAACAGCACUGGCAUACGCCCAUCUAGUUCAGACUCAGACAAUCAGCCCAGUCAGUCAGCGAGCAAGACAUGGGCUGACUACCUUAAACUGGCCACGCACCCAACUGAGCUGCUUUCACAUACCCCAUCAGCAGCGCCGAUCACCACAGUAGAGUCUGCUGAAGGCGAGACAUCUUCUUUUAAGAUUGGCCAAACUCAAAUCACUCUCAUGAAGCGGGGAUCUGUGCCCACUACCAGCGUCAACCCAGAGCCAUCACCGUCUCGUAUCGUUUCUGGCAAUGCAGAGAUUUCCGUCACUGCCACCUCACCUGGCCCAUCCACACCCAUCAGCCCGUAUCCGGGUCAGAUGGACCCCGUACAGUCCCUGUUGGAGCAGAUGAGUGAACUGCACGACAACCUCCAGAAAGAAAGAACUGUCAAAUGGAACGACUUCUUGCGCAAAGUGCGCGCCCAAAACAAACGCGAAGGCGAAGUUGCCAGCAUAGGGGAGAAUGGCAAGGCCAACGCAAUGCCCGAGACAUUUCUCUCAGACGGCGAACUGGUCGGCAUUGCAGGCCUCGGCAACAAGGGUAAAGUGGGCCGUGCCAAAUGGCAAGAGUUUCGCCGUCUUGUCCUUGGGGGCAUUCCCGUCCACAUGAGGGCUGCCAUCUGGGCUGAAGGAAGUGGAGCAUUGCAUCUACGCACGCCGGGUUACUAUGAGGACCUGGUCAAUAAUGGCGAGGACGAUCCGGCCAUCGCAACUCAAAUCCAGAUGGACAUUACCCGCACGUUGACUGACAACAUCUUUUUCCGGACUGGUCCUGGCGUACAGAAGCUGCAGGAAGUGCUACUCGCCUACUCGCGCCGCAAUCCAGAAGUUGGUUAUUGCCAAGGCAUGAACCUCAUCGCUGCAUGCUUGCUGCUCAUUAUGCCCACGCCUGAAGAUGCAUUCUGGGUCCUCACCGCAAUGAUUGAGGAGAUUUUGCCCCAGCACUACUAUGACCAGCAUCUGCUCACGUCUCGCGCUGACCAGUCUGUGCUUCGCCAAUACGUUGCUGAAAUCUUGCCAAGGCUAUCUGCCCAUCUCGAUGAGCUUGAGAUCGAGCUCGAAGCCUUGACCUUCCAAUGGUUCCUGUCCGUCUUUACUGACUGCUUAUCCGCCGAAGCGCUCUUCCGCGUCUGGGAUGUUGUCCUCUGCAUGCACGAUGGAUCCACGUUCCUCUUCCAAAUCGCACUCGCGCUUCUCAAACUGAACGAAAAGGCUCUCUUGCAAUGCGAUACGCCAGCCGGUGUGUACCACUACAUCAACCACCAGAUGACCAACCACGCCAUCAGCAUCGACGGCCUGAUCCAAGCAUCCGACGCCCUCGGCAAAGUCAUCAAGCGCAAAGACGUCGAAGAGCGCCGCGCAAAAGCCGUUGCCCACGAACAAGAACUCAUGCGCCAGAGAGAAGAAGCUCGUCAGGAACGCGCUCGCAAACGAGCCAGCAAAGCCUCCACAGAUGCCGCUUCCUCGCCGCCGCCCACAACGGCCAUCACCCAGCCAGCAGACGACGAUACAAAGUCCCUCUCCGCAAGCCUCGACGGCGAACUAGCAAUGCAAACGAGUCCCAUGCGCACCCCGCUUUCCAGCGCAAGUAAACGCUCUGAAGAGGAGGAAGAUGCUGAUUACCUAAAUACGAACUUGGAACUCAACGGUCGGUUGCCUACGACGCCUAUGGCUGAAGAGUUUAUGUGGCGUGCAUGAGAAGGGUUUAAUGGGAUAGUAAAGGGAUAAAGAAGCGAGAGAGAAGAACAAGAAGAAAGCAGAGAAGCAAUUUUUUUCGAGUCUAGGGAUUCUUUUCAUACAUAUACAUAUAUACCCCCACCCCUUUCCUUUAUUUUUAUUUUUUCAAACUUCACUUGGAUAAAAACGCACACAUUACUCAGAAUAACCGUUUUUCUGGGGUAGAAUUUUCUUUUUCUUUCGUACUCUCUUUUUUUGGGAUUCUUGAUACCCCCCCUUUUCAUCUCUCUCUGUUCUUUUCCUUCUUCGUAUUUGAGAAAAAGG